AGACGCCGCUACUACUACCACGUCUGCCGCUGCUAAUACCACGUCGUCCGCCACGUCCGCCGCUGCUAAUACCACUAUUACGGAAGUGACUCCCGACCUGGCGCCCGAGUCAUCAGUAUCAACCCAACAUUGUGACGAAACAAGUCUUUAUUGGAAGACGCGGAGGUCCAUCGCCAUCCACGGUCCACCUCUCCGCCAACAAACUUUCACUUUGAUGUCUACAUACCAAAAAAUAACCCUGACUG
Paraglomus brasilianum is the source of this 245-nucleotide messenger RNA. Lineage: Eukaryota; Fungi; Glomeromycota; Glomeromycetes; Paraglomerales; Paraglomeraceae. The record is from the annotation of a GenBank genome assembly.